UGAUAAUAUUAAUAGUGUCACCGGCAAACCCGGCUGAGUCGUGAAACGUAUUAAAAUUAUCAUUUUUAUCAUAAACAAAUAGUGGAAUGCCGAUCUGACAGUUGUUUUGAGUAUUCGAAGAUUUGAUCUAAUAGAUUGAAGUUUGAUCUAACAGUUCAGCAUGAAGCCCUCACUGACAAUGGUCCUGUCAGGACUGUUUCUGUCAUACAUGGCUUAUUCCAUGUACACUAUUGCACUCAUAUUCUUCCCUACACACUGCACAGAGAAAGGAAAACAGCAGAAGUGUAUCCAACCUUAUAUAGCAAAACAUAAAGACUUACAGAUGUCUGUUUAUACCUCACUGAAGACGUCAGAAAUCUCCUCCAAUGAUCUUACAUUGGUUUGGAACUACAAUAAUUUUACCAUCCAUGAAACAGUAGAAAAGGAGUUCAAUAUUACUAUACCCGCAAAAACGAGAAGAAACGGAACGUUACAUUUGCAUGUGUUUGUGUAUCCACGACGACAGGACCCGUUCACAAGCCAGUACUCCUCGCAUGAUCAGUCAGCUAUCACAACAUACAUGGUUCCACAAUCGAAUGUUUUUAACUUACUCAGUGAUAAUGGAAUAGAGGAAAAGAAGACAAAACCUGCAUCUGGGCAACCAGUGACCCACUGGAGGUCGAAGGUCACAGUGAAUGUGAUGGAAGAUGAGAUAGCAUUUGAUCGUCAAGGUGUUCCGGGUGAAAUCAUGAGACAUCUCAGGGUUUCACCAAAAGGAGAUUACCUUCCUAUUGUUUACAUUGAUCAGCUUGGAUUUAGAACAAAAGAUUUAGUUGAAGUAAACAAGAGUGUUGAUGCAUUACCACUGACCAUCACAUACAGUCCUAUUUCUGUUGGCAAACUGCGUAUGUGGAGCAAUAUGUUACAGUCCAUCAAAAUGCUUCACAACUUAGGUUUUACAGAAAAAGAUACAGACGAAAUAAAGGGGAUUUUUUCUGACACAAACUUUGUAUUUUUGAUGCUGACGUUUGCUGUUGCCGCAUUUCAUUUGCUGUUUGACUUUCUAGCGUUUAAGAAUGAUAUAAGUUAUUGGAAGAACCGGGACACAAUGGUUGGUUUAUCAACACGAGCUGUGGUUUGGAGAUGUGUCUCACAGGCUGUUAUCUUUUUUUACCUAAUGGACGAAGAUACAAGUUUAUUAGUGUUGAUACCUGCAGGAAUAAGCACAAUUAUUGAGAUGUGGAAAGUAAAGAAGGCAUUUAAAGUAGCUUUGUCUUGGAAAGGGAUUAUACCAAGCUUGAGUUUGGGAUCAAGCAGUGAUAAAGAACUGGAGACAGCAGAAUUUGAUUCUCAGGUUGAUUUACAAGUUGAUUCUCAGUUAAUUCUCAGGUAUGUACACUCAGUUGGUUUUCAUGCAGGUGUUUAUGCUUUCGGAUUUCUGUUUAUGUUACCACAGUUAUUUGUCAAUUACAAGCUGAAAUCAGUUGCUCAUCUACCUUGGAGAGCCUUUAUGUAUAAGGCGUUCAAUACGUUCAUAGAUGAUAUAUUUGCAUUCAUCAUCACCAUGCCGACAGCUCACAGGCUUGCCUGCUUUAGGGAUGACCUUGUGUUUGUUGUUUACCUCUACCAAAGAUGGCUUUAUCCAGUUGACAAAGCCCGUGUGAAUGAAUAUGGCCAAUCAUUUGAUGAUGCAGUUACAGAAAAACCAAAGAAAGAAUAACAGAAAUAUCUUAUUUAUUAUAUAUUAUUAUAUUAGAAGAAUACAAGUUGAUAUUUUUAUCCAAAGUCAUCUACAAUACAAUCUCUGUAGAUGACCAACAUUGAAAAUACUGAGAUUUUUAAGGUUAGUUAAUGAAGUCAGCGAUUUUUUUUCUUUCUUUAUUAAGUACGGGUAAAAGGACCUUUUCCCAAUUUAAAAAAUGACAAUUUUUCCUAAUUUUCAAGCAGAAAAAAUUCCCAAAAGGCAAAAAGCUGGUCAAAUUGUCUAGUGGUUUGGUAUUGUAUUGACUUGUACAUGCAAAAGAAAUUUUAUCUUUGCAGUUAUUAAUGAUCCCUUGCUUGCAAUUUUAUGAUAAGUACAGGCCAGUGCUGCGUCAUUCUUCCCAAUUCAGUCGGUACCGGAACUUUUCCCAAAGUGACAACAACAAAAAUCACUGCCAGAAGAAACCUUGUCAGUAACAAUCCGAUUUAUAUGGAACUGUUUUAUAAGGACUAGGGAACUAUUUUAUAAGGAACUAUUUUCAUUUACUAUAUUUCAUCCAGCAGAGGUUUCACUCUGUCAGGUCAAACUGUUAAUGGUGUAGUUGAGGGAAGUAAAUGUGUUUAAUUUCUUAAAUAUCAACGUCCUAGAAAUAUAAGGUCACAGUUGUUACUUAUAGGCUUUUAUUACACAUACAUUGUUAGAAACAACAUUAAAAGGGCUGUAAAUUGAACAUGAAAUCAUUAUUCUGUGACCCAGUUUUUUAAACCCAAAGUAUCUGAAAUCAUUAGUCCUCCACCUCUGAUAAUUCAUGUGGGGAAGUUGGCAGUUACUUGCGGGGAACAGGUUUGUACUGGUACAGAAUCCAGGAACACAGGUUAAGUACACUGCCCGCCGUUACAUGACUGAAAUACUGUUGAAAAACGGCGUUAAACCCAAAACAAACAAACAAAUAAACCCAAAGUGACAUUUUGUAAAUGAUGUAAGGUCUUAUCUGUUACUAACAACCCAAUUUUGUCAGUUUUAGAAAUAUCUAUGGAAGAAAAAGAUUCUGUCAACCUUUUCAUAUAGCAUAUAAAGUGAUUUUAGAUACCGUUAUAUAGUAGAUAGGAUGUAAGUAGCAGAUAUAACCUUUCAUUAUAGAGGAUUAUAAAAAUGGGGCAUAUACAAUUUCUUAACCCUUAGCCUGCUGGUGGCAGAUGAUUCUGCCUUUGCGACCAGUGCAGACCAAGAUCAGCCUGCACAUCAUAGUCUGCACUGUUCGCUUUUCAGUCAGUAAAUUUUCAGUGAAAACCCCUUUGAAUAGUAAGUGGUACUGUCCAAAUUGAAAGAUGGACCAGUCCAUUAUAGAAAUAUAGCAGGGUAAGGGUUAAAUAACCUCAGCAAUGAUGUUGCAGUACGGGUACAAACAUGAGAAAUAUGUAAUAUACAGUUUGUUUCAAGUUAGUCUAAGAGAAAUCUUUCUCUUGAUUUUUUGUUUUCUACCUUCACUGGUAUUAACCCUAAAGUUUCAAGUGUUUAUCCGAAAUGAUGUCAUGGAAAUAUAUGAGAUUAAUCACAGAUUAUCUUGUAAGACCAGAGCACAUCAGCAAAUGCUGGAUAAGGACACUGCCAGGAAGUUAAAUAAAUUCCAAGCCAGCUGCCACCAGUGAAAUAGUGUAUGCCUCAAAAUUAAAUGAAUUGGCCCAUUAUGUAGUGUUAAAUACUAUUUUCGUACAUCACUUUUGUGUUAAAAAAAAAAUCAUGUUACAUUGGUUCCUUAGUGAUUGGGAACAUCUUCAGUUGAUAAAUACAAUGUAUUUCAUGUACUCAACAAAUUUGAUAUACAUUUUUAUGCCCCCCUUCGAAGAAGGAGGGGUAUAUUGUUUUGCAGAUGUCGGUUGGUCGGUCGGUCGGAAUGUAGACCAAUCCGUUUCCGGAUGAUAACUCAAAAAUGCUUGGGCCUAAUAUCAUGAAAGUUGAUAGGGAGGUUGAUCAUCACCAGCAGAUGACCCCUAAUGAAUUUGAGAUCAGUAUGUCAAAGGUCAAAGUCACAGUGACCCUGAACAGUUAAACGGUUUCCGGAUGAUAACUCAAGAACGCUUGGGCCUAGGAUCAUCAAAGAUGAUAGGGAAAUUGGUCAUGACCAGCAGAUGACCCCUAUUGAUUUUGAGAUCAGUAGGUCAAAGGUCAAGGUCACAUUGACCAGGAACAGCAAAACGGUUUCCGGACGAUAAUUCAAGAACGCUUGGGCCUAGGAUCAUGAAACUUGAUAGGGAUGUUUGUCAUGACCAGUAGGUGACCCCUAUAGAUUUUGAGGUCAGUAGGCCAAAGGUCAAGGUCACAUUGACCCGAAACAGUUAAAUGCUUUCCGGACAGUAACUUGAGAACGCUUGGGCCUAGGAUCACAAAACUUAAUAGGGAGGUUGAUGAUGACCAGCAGAUGACCCCUGUAGAAUUUUAGGUCAAUAGGUCAAAGGUCAAGGUCACAGUGAACCAGAACAGUAGAACUUUUGUUUACAGUGAACAAAUAAUUUCUGUUUCUUGUGCAAUUACUGAAUGUAUCAAGGGGGACAUUUCGUGUUUAGGAUAUAUUUGAAAUAAAAUCACAACAGAGGAGUUAUUCUUACAGAAAGAGAUACCAAAUUCUUUACAUUAUUUGGUGCAUCAGCUUUAUCUAUAGGUGUUUUAUUCUUUGUUUUUGUUAUUUUCACUAUUUUGUUUAGGCAUAGCCAGCAUCAAGAUUUUGAUUGCUUUAAAUUGUUUUCGAUAUUUAUUGACUUGAAAAUCAUACAAAUAUCAAUCAUUGGAUUUGUUUGUUAAUUACCUCCCUUUCAUAUAAGACAUUUCAUUAUAUAGUAGUUGCAGCUUGACCACGAUGGUUGACCUUAGGCUGAUUAUUCAUAUCGAUUAUUUCAUUGUAAAAAUAAUGUGUGCUUAAGGUAGCUGUGUAUAUUUAUAUGGAAUUAGUUUGUAAACAGUGCAGUAUCAAAGUAUAUAUACUUACAUUUGAUCAGUUAAAACUUUCCAAUACAUUAAUUUAUAUUUACAUGUCAAAGAAGUUUUGUUGAAAAUAACACGAGUGGCACGAGAAAAUGGAAAUAUAAAUUUGUGAAUUCAAGCCUUUACACCACUGCAGUAAAUCUACAUAACGAUAAAUCUACGUCAACUUUAAAUUUAUGAAUGCAGAGAGAUGAAGUGUUUUACGUACACUCCUUUUCAAUAAUAGGUUGUGCCUAAUUAUGUAUUAUAAUGCAAAGGUCAACUAUCGGGGUCAAGUUGCUUCCACUAUAAUAUUUCUUUUUAUUUAUAUUUUCUAACCAAUUAAAAUAAAAUAAAAUAAAAUCACAUUAAAUCGUUGAAAUACAAAUACCAACAUUUGAAAGCAUUCACUAAUAAUAGAUUUUCAGACAUUUUCAAACUACGUAACAUCUUAAUGAAUAAUAUGAUAGUUAUAAAGGUAUGAUUUAUUUACUGUUUUCUGUGUUGCAUGUUGGCAUGCAAUAUGUUUUGUGAAAAAUGUUCAGAGGCGGGGUUUGUUGUUAACAAAUUCUUGUCUAAGUAGUGUUGAUAAAGGUUUUUUCAUUAUUCAGUCAUCUUUUCUGAAUAAAUCCUAUUAUGAAAGUAAGUCCUGUCAAUUGAAUUAUCAUGACAUUGCCAAUGAGAUAAUUAUGCAAUUGCCAGAGUCAGAUUAUGAUGAUAUUGCAGAUCAAAUUAAUAUUGAGCCGUGCCAUGAGAAAACCAACAUAGUGGGUUUGCGACCAACAUGGAUCCAGACCAGCCUGCAAAUCCACGCAGUCUGGUCAGGAUCCAUGCUGUUCGCUUUUAAAGCCUGCUGCAAUUAGAGAAACCGUUAGCAAACAGCAUGGAUCCUGACCAGACUGCGCAGAUGCACAGGCUGGUCUGGAUCCAUGCUGGUCGCAAAGCCACUAUGUUGGUUUUCCCAUGGCACGGCUCAUAUUUUAAUUGCAAAGCAAAUUAUUAUGAUAUUACAAGUUUGAUUAUUAUAAAAUUGCAAAUCAGUUUUAUGAAAUUCAUUGAAACAUUCAUCUAGAUUUCAGUUUAUUUAUUGAUAAGCAGAUUGAAAGCUGAAAAACAAGGAUAAAUAUCCCAACAGGGAAAGCCAUGUUCCAAAUAUGCAGCCUCUCCAAAAAACAAACCAGCAUGCGGUUGUGCACAAGACCAUUUCACACAAAGCUAACACACUAGGCAAAUCAAACAAAUGAAGGAACAGAGUGGUGCACCACCUUGGAACGGUCAGUGGCAAAGCGACCUCACUCUUACCCUCACCAUGUUCCAAAGUCACAGGACAAUGUAAAUAAAAGUUAUCCCGCCAAGUGAAACCCAAACAUACGCAAUGGCAAUAAAAGGCAUGUUAUGUAAAACACAAAAUGCUCUUGCAUAUUUACAUAAAAAGCAAUCCUUAAGAACCUAAAACGCAUGUACUCAAUGCCUUUGCGGAAGACGGGGCAACAAGGGAAACACCGUUAAUGGCCUGACGAAACAGGGGAGAAGACGGAAAUCAAAGCAGCUCAGUCCUGGUCGGAUUUAAGAACUACCUACGAUAGCGUCACCCACCUGUUCCAUCAGUUACAGUCAAAGAAGAAAGCAUAGCGUCCAACUGUAAAAUGGCUGAAUAACAAUCAUGUGGUGUGUCUCAAAACAGUUGGGUCAUAACUUCUUUUAACAAAACGUUUUAUAACUUUACAUAAUACAGUCGGAAAAUUUCCAUGACCCAAAAGAGUCUUACAAUUUAAUUUUGAAACAAUGUUUCCAUCUUUAUCAGUUUUAUUUAGCAUUUGACUGUUCAGCCUGUUAAGACUGCAUGCAAUAUUGGCAUUUAGAAAAAAUGACAGUAUUUAGUAUACUAUAUAUGCUGUAAGUGAAUAUAUCAUCUAGGAUAGUUCAAUAGUUUAAGUGUUAAAUAAUCUAGGGAUCUUUGAAAUCCCACAUAAGUAUUUCAGAUGGAGCGCAGACAAAACUACCUGCUUCCCCUGGAUAAAAUCCCCUUGGGUGUACAAAAUCCCCUUUUCGAUAUUUGUCAAUUAUAGCCAGAUAUUUACUGUAUUCUAUAUAAAAUUGAUGAUUAUUUUUGUUGUUUCUAAUUAAAGUUUUAAUUUAACAAUGUCAAAGGGGUGAUUCUGGUUAGAUUGAGCAGGAGGGGUUUUGUCUAGGAGUUGUGUUGGUUGGGGUUUUGUCCCUCACUAGUUCCAAAUUUAUUUUUGAACCAAAAAUCAGCUUAUAUUGUUUUACAUAUUUUAUUUGUUUUGUAUUGUUAAGGAAGAUUAUAAUAUUGCUUAAUUUGUGUCUUUGUUCUUAUACUUGUUGCUUUGUUUUAUAAAAGAACAACAAUUGUUUUUGUUGCAUGAAUAUACAUUUUGAAAAAAAAAAUCUUACAUGGAAAGCAGAGCCCAGCAGUUAAUGUUGGUGACCUUGAAUGCUUUUCCCACCUUUUUAAGGGAGAAAGGAGGGCAAGUUUAGUUUGUUAAAAUUAUGUCUAGUCAUUCAUUGUAAAACUACGACUUUUCAUCCAGAUAUCAAAAUUGUUUGUUAUGACUGUUUUGUUGAAUGUUCCUCGAACUGAUUCUGUUUUGCUUAAAAUUUUAAUGUGUCUUUUUUUUCCAAUACAAUAUGUGUCUGAAACAGGCUUUCAUAAAGUUGUAUACAGUAAACCUCACUUAUAAGGAUCGGAUAUAAGGAACACUCGGUUAUAAGGAACAGUUUUCAAUUCCCCGAUCUAAUUCCUUCUUUAUUCAAUGUAAAAAUCCUUGGUUAUAGGGAACUCGGUUAUAAGGAACAUUCGGUUAUAAGGAACACUUUUUCCAGUCCAAAGUAUGAAAUUCAAUGGAAAACACCUCGGUUAUAGCGAACAGACAUAAAGAAUAAAAUAAUUGAAAACCGGGAAAUAAACAGCAGAAUCGCUGAUGACGUCAGAGUAACGCCAGCACUUUCACGCGCUUUCAUGGACAUGAAUAAACACAAAUAAUUUCAUCUCUAUGAUAUUCAUGGAUACGAUUAAAAGAAAAUAUAUAAUAGCUUCAUUAACAUUUACCAAAUACUAGAAGAUAGUAGACUUAUAUUUACUCAAAAUUAUGUACUAGAACUACAUGUAUUAGGGUAUUUCAUGUUAAUAAUAGUGAACGAAAAUCAGUCACGGUCACGGUCAUACUGUCCUAAACAAAUGUGCUAAUUACGCGUGAUUAACAAUGGCAAACAGUCUAGUUUACCAAAUUUCCAAUUGUAAAAAAUAAGGCAGGUGCUAAAAUGGACAGUAGGAAACUAUAGGUAUAAUUUACACUUUAAUCCGUACGUCUGGCGCCGUUGUCUAGUCGCAAUACACUGUAUGUCAAAACACCCUAGAUUUAAUCUUAAUGGGUAGUCUAAUUUAACAUUUUUGUAAUAAAAAUUUGAACAUUUAUUUUAUAUUCGUAUUGAUGCCUAUUCACAUAACUUACAGUAUCUUAGCCACAUUCAUGUAGACCUUACCAUCUCUCCAGGAAAGGACCUGUACUAGACUCGCAACUUUCUCACGUAAAGAUUCAUGGUCGGUCCGAAGUGUGAGAGUAAGCCCUUUUCAAACGUUAGUCAAAUAGUGUUUGCUAUACAAAUUGUGUUCGUUAUACAAACCUCGGUUACAAGGAACUAGUUCGCUAUACGGAUAUAAGGAACCUCGGUUAUAAGGAACAAUUUUUAGAGGUCCCAAGCUGUUCCUUAUAAGCGAGGUUUACUGUAAUUAAAUAUAAAUUGAUAUUUGUUUGUAUUUGUUACAUAAUAUGUACACUUGUACUGGUGCUUAUCUAUACCUCUUGUUAACACAGGAUGAUCCAUGUUUUCUGAUGACAUUUAGUAGAUCCUAUGUAUUUGUUGUCGACAUUUUUACAUAUAACGUGUAAUCUGACAGGGUUAUUAUGCACACUUGGAAGUUUUAUUUGAUAAGAAGCAUGUUUAUUUAUAUUUACUCAUUUUCAUUAUUAAAGAUACUCAACAUUUUUGUAAUGUAUGAUUUUAAAGAAUAAUCCCAAAGUCACUUCCUUUUCUACUGUGACAUGACUUCCUUUUCCACUGAUGAUGUCACUUCCUUUUCCACUGAUAAUGUCACUUCCUUUUCCACUGAUGAUGUCACUUCCUUUUCCACUGAUAAUGUCACUUCCUUUUCCACUGAUAAUGUCACAUCCUUUUCCACUGAUGAUGUCACUUCCUUUUCCACAGAUGAUGUCUUAUCCUUUUCCACUGAUGACAUCACAUUCUUUUCCACUGAUGACGAUCAUCUCCUUUGGAUAUUUCUAGUUACAGAUACAGAUUCAUUUAAAGUUGUAAUUUCACUAAGACUGAAGUCUGCAGGGGACACCAGUCCAGUUGGUAAAUUUUUAAAUCGGUAAUAUAGGUGUCUUUUGGACCAGACUUUUCCAAUUUGAAAAUAGUAAUAUUUCAAACAUAGGACUGUGUGUACAAUAAGCUUGUUGAUUACAUGCAGAAGUGUUUGAAGACAACAAUAGACCUAAGAAAAUGUUAUCAGAUACUAUGGAUCACACUGUAUAUACAACUGUAGAUACUCGCUUACACGUAAUUUGCUCUCGUAAACAAAUGCCUUCCAUCUGUAAUUACAAUAAUUAUAUUAUUAUAUAUGUAAUAUUAGACAAUUUUCAUUAAAGUUCAAAUAUGAUAGACAACAUUUAAACACUAUUUCUACACAAGUUUGAUAUUUUGAGGUUAUUCAUAUACGCAAGAAAUAUAGAUAUUAAUAGGUGUGCAAUAUCAGACAUAUACACUAAAUAAUUACAUCUUGAUGCACGAACAUAUACAUGUUUUUAAUUUUAGCUGGACUAUUCCAAGAAUAGAUAGAGUUAUUGCACUCACCUCUCCAUCUGUAUCUGACUCGUGUUUUGUUUAAGUUUUUGUGUAUAAUCUGGUUUCUCAGUAACUACUAAUGGAAUUGUACACACUUGAUGCUGCGAUUAUCUGACAUGCAAUGCACAAGUUCCAUAUUUUGCAUGUUUUAAGUUAUGCCCCGUUUUCAGCUUUUUGGUGGUCUUUAAAUGUAAGAUCAUAUCUCAGUAACCAAUUCAAACUGUGUCCAUAACUAUAUUUGCUUUUUCACAUGGUCAUGUCGCUUUAAAUUUCAACGUAACAGUAUUUGUGGUGUAAUUUGGUAUGAAAUGAGCUGUGCCAUGAGAAAACCAUCAUAGUGCAUUUGCGACCAGCAUGGAUCCAGCCCAGCCUGAUCAUCAGCGCAGUCUGGUCAGAAUCCAUGCUGUUCGCUUUCAAAGCCUUUUGCAUUUAGAGAAACCAUUAGUGAACAGCAUGGAUCCUGACCAGACUGCGCGGAUGUGCAAGCUGGUCUGGAUCCAUGCUGGUCGCAAAGCCAAUAUGUUGGUUUUCUCAUGGCGCGGCUCAAAUUAUGGUAGUAUGAUGAGAAAAAUUGUUCUAUGACUCAAAAUCUUUGCCUUUUUUGUUCUUGAUUAUGCCUAUAUUUGAAUUAUUUUACCUUUAUUUUAUAGAAAUGUGUAAAUCAGAUGUUAGAAUCAAAUGUAAAAUGAAAUCCUACACAUAGGUAUGUGUACCCUUGCAUUUUUGAAAUCUGAGUUUUUCAAUAUGUUUAUGGGAAGGAACUGCAUGUUUCAUUAGGUGGAUACUUCAUUUGUAUGUUUCAACACUUGGCUAUCUUGUUUGGUUGCUUCAAGAAUUACAUACCUCAUAUACAUGUUUCAAGACUUGCAUACUUCAUUUGCAUGUUUCAACACUUGCAUGCUUCAUUUGCAUGUUUCAGCAGUUGGAUGUAUACAAUGUAAAAAUCAUAAAUAACUGAAAGUUUUACAUAUUUCAGCCACACUGUGCACUGCAAUAUGCGAAAUGAAUAGAGUGUUAGAAAUACCGUAAAAUAUACUAGAUAGUCAAUUAAAUAUUCUCCUCGUUUCAUAGCAUGACAUUCAUUGUUAUGUAUUACGAUUGUUUCUUGUUUCGUAUUUGUGUGCUGUGCAAUUAAAACUGAAAAGUAAUAAAA
Molecule: messenger RNA, 10658 nt
Organism: Mercenaria mercenaria
Lineage: Eukaryota; Metazoa; Mollusca; Bivalvia; Venerida; Veneridae
Product: lipid scramblase CLPTM1L-like
Exons: 18
Coding region: 161-1699 (512 amino acids)
Cellular component (GO): endomembrane system; membrane
Source: RefSeq, a predicted model, not a curated record